Sorex araneus (European shrew) is the source of this 6250-nucleotide messenger RNA. It is a transcript of the gene OTUD3, whose product is annotated as OTU deubiquitinase 3. The coding region runs from base 99 to 1298 and encodes 399 amino acids. The record is from RefSeq and is a predicted model, not a curated record. Gene Ontology annotation, molecular function: cysteine-type deubiquitinase activity. Gene Ontology annotation, biological process: protein deubiquitination. The transcript is spliced from 8 exons. NCBI's taxonomy places the organism in Eukaryota, Metazoa, Chordata, Mammalia, Eulipotyphla, Soricidae.
CGUCCCCUCGGCGCGGCGCUGCCUGUUCCCCCGCGGAGGCGGCCGCCCGGCGCGCUGCGGCGUUGGGGGCUGCGGCUGCGGGCCGGGGCGCCGGGACCAUGUCCCGGAAGCAGGCGGCCAAGGGCCGGCCGGGCAGCGGCCGCGGGAAGGCCGAGGGCGAGCGCAAGCGGGACGAGCGGGCGGCGCGCCGGGCCCUGGCCAAGGAGCGGCGGAACCGAGCCGAGCCCGGCGGCGGCGGCGGCGGCGGCGAGGAGGAGUUCGUCAGCUUCGCCAACCAGCUGCAGGCCCUGGGGCUGAAGCUGCGGGAGGUGCCGGGGGACGGCAAUUGCCUGUUCAGAGCUCUCGGUGAUCAGUUGGAGGGACACUCACGAAAUCAUCUCAAGCACCGGCAAGAGACAGUGGACUACAUGAUAAAGCAGCGGGAAGAUUUUGAACCCUUUGUAGAAGAUGACAUUCCUUUUGAAAAACAUGUGGCCAGUUUGGCAAAGCCUGGUACAUUUGCUGGCAAUGAUGCAAUUGUAGCCUUUGCAAGAAAUCAUCAGUUGAAUGUGGUGAUUCAUCAACUUAAUGCCCCUUUAUGGCAGAUCCGCGGCACGGAGAAAAGCUACGGGCGGGAGUUACACAUUGCCUAUCGGUACGGAGAGCACUAUGACAGCGUUCGGAGGAUCAACGACAACUCGGAAGCCCCCGCGCAUCUCCAGACCGACUUUCAGAUACUUCAUCAGGAUGGAUCAAACAAAAGAGAGAAGAUUAAGACGAAGAGCGUUGACUUUGAAAGUGGUCUGACAGAUGAAGUAGGGGAUGCCGUCCAGAAAGUUUACAGCGCGACUGGAUGUUCAGAUUUUAAUUUGAUCGUCCAGAACCUGGAAGCUGAAAAUUAUAAUACUGAAUCUGCAAUAAUUGCCAUGCUUCAGAUGAACCAGGGGAAAAGAAAUAGUGCAGAGGAGAAUGUGGAGCCCAGUGGCCGAGUGCUGAAGCAGUGCAGCCCCCUAUGGGAGGUGGGUGGCAGUGGCGCCAAGCUCUUUGGAAGUCAGGCCUUAAGUGAAUGCCGGACUGAAAACAACAAGGUGCGGACCAGCCCUGGUGAAGAAAACAAGGCAAACAGGAAUCAGCUCCCAAAGGUCACAAACAGACAGAAGAGAGAGCAGCAGCGACUGGAGAAGAAGAAGCGCCAGGAGGAGCGGCAUCGCCACAAAGCUCUGGAGAGCAGGAGUAGCCCCCGGGACAACAACAGAAGUGAAGCCGACGUGAAUGCUCAGGUCACCUUGGUGAAGACCUUUGCGGCUCUCAACAUCUGACUCUGGCCCUCUGGGAGUUGAGAGAAAUGAAUGGAAAAUGGGGAGCUGCAUACAGAGGCCACUGCUUCCAGUGAGGCCACCCUUUACAGAUGAAACGCAACCCUUAAAACACACACACACACACACACACACACACACACACACACACACACACACACACACACACACACACACACACACACACUUUCCUUCUAGUUGCCUCCUCUUCUUGUCAAAGUUUUUUUAAUGAUAUUUUUUGUUUUCUGGAAGAACAGCAAAGCCAUUCAUGUUCUGAAUUAAAAUACUUAGUUAAUUUAGUGGUGGACAGGGCUAAGACAAAAAAACAACAACAACAAAAAACAACUUUGACGUGUGUUUCCUCCCCCCUCACAACUUCUACCUUCUUCCUCUCCCCCUCUGAAAAAAAAAAUCAGAGUUUAGUCACUUUGGGAUCUUUCCAUAAUACUUGGAGUGAGUUUUGGGUAAUUGUUUAUAAAAUAGUUUAGAUUGUCAAUUAGAAAUUUCCGAAUGAUAAAUUUAUUUUUUCUUUCAUUUUUAAACAUGGCAUUAGUGUACAGGAUAGUUUGUAAACAUUCUCCAACUCAUGAACAUGUUUCAAAUUUACUUUCUUCUAAUCCAAUUUAAUCAGAAAAUAAUUGAGGAAGUGUUUUUCCAGGGUAAUCAGAUAUGGCGGUUGUGGCUUAGAGUCACGGUGGAAAUUCAACAGCUACAUUUCUCUCCUUCCUAAUUCUGACGUUAUUUCAGACGGGAUGCAGGUGCUGUUAGUGGUUGGUAUUCAGCCUUCUGAUAAAUGCACGGACUGUUGGCAAGACCUGAAUUUUGCUAAACUAUCUGUUGGUAGUUUUGAGUUUUGUGUUCUGUUUCUUGACAAAGAGAAGAUGGUAUGUUGCUGCUUCUGAUUCAGUUCUGGGAUUCUGAUCAUACGGAACGGAGAAUUCAUACAUGGAAAUGAAGUAAUCAAGACAUUACUCAGGUUUUGCCUAGGAAGGUUGUUGGGGGGAAAUGUCUGGAAUAACAUCUAAGGUUUUUAUGUUCACAGUUGAAGUAACAGUUUUCUUUCUUACUAUUUUAGAUUUAGAAAGAUGGCUUGAGAGAAAUAAAAGGUAACAUUACCUACUGCAAAAUGUUUUUAGUUUAGUGAAAAUGGUGCACUUUCUUUAUUAAAACUUAAGGCUUUUUGUGUGGUUUGAUGCUGGAGAAACUUGUCAGUGACUUAGGUUGAAUCGUUGAGCAGAAGGCAUACUUUUUCUCUUUAGUCUGAGGCCUUUGAAUGAUACCACAGUUCUGAAAUGGGCAGGUCGGGUUGUAGAGGGAUGUCGUUCCGAAAAUGGGUGGAUGUAAGCUUUAAAAAGCAUGCAAGUUGCUAGUCUUAGUCUCUGCCGCAUUGGGACAAAUACAUAUUCUGAGCCAGAAGUUAAAUUGUUGUUUCCUUGACCCCUGUCAAGUAUAAAAUGAUAAAAGUUCCAAGGCAAAGGGAAAACUCUUUAAAAAAAAAAAAAAUCUUUGGAUGUCUAGAUGUAUCUUUGUCUAGACUGACCCUGGUUUUAUUGAAUUGUCUUUAUCAAGCAGGGAUUUGUUCUCUUCAGUUUUAAUGAUGUGUAUUAAUUUUCUGUUUGUUUGACUCUGGUGACUUUUUUCUGGUGGAGCACCAUGAGUCUCUUGGAAUUCCUCCCAGGACACUGUGGUUUGGGUUUCUUCCUGGUACAGUACAUUGUUUAUGUAGCAGAUUUAGAAAGUGCAUGGCAUUUUUUUGGUUGCAGAGUCCUGACUUUGAGGCCCUAGUAUUCUCUCCAGACUGGUGAAAGGUCCCGAUUGCCUUACAGUCUCCUAGGGAGUGAGGGCCGUUGCGUGAGGGGCUUCUGCUCUCUUGGUUUUCAGCUUGGUACAGACUGCUCACUGUCCUGGGCUUCUCUGCAGGCACUCUCUUUCCUGCCUGUUUUGUACCGAGGAGUGCAGGAGACGCGGUCCUCUCAGAACCAUCUAGGUUGGAUACCAGAGAUUCAGCAAAAUUAGGAGUCAGAAAUAGCUGGGGGACAAAUGGACAGACGUAGUAGACUUGCUUAAUUUAUGUGGUUAAUGAAGGCAGCCUACAAGGCUUCAGAAGUGUAGAUGCUGCUAAAAAGUUCUUAAAAAUAUUAGGCACUUUCAUUUAUAAAGGACCUGAUUCUGAGGGUAGGUUUUAGUGGUUUCAAAAACUAAUCAGAUGUCUUCAGAAAAUUUCUUUAAUUAUCAAUUCAUAGUUUUCCAGUUUUAAAUGGUGUGUGUUUAGUAUGUAAAUUUUUAGGAUUGGGACCGAUGAAGCCAGCUUUAGUGAUGUCAUCUAGCUAAGGUUUUUAUUCCCCCCCCCCCACAUCUCAGUUUCCAGCAGUAGGAGGUAGAGGGAUCAGUAAACGUGAUUGCCUUAGUAGGCACUUCACAGUUACUUUCUUGGCAGCCCAAGUGGAGGUGCAGUUUGUUGAGACCUGGGAUGACUAUUUCCAGUAGCUGUUUCAUAGUAAGUAGUUCUUAAUGCACUCCGCGUUAGGAAGUGCGUCUUGCUUCACUUCUGGGUUACAUCUUGGUUAGUCUAAGUUUAUGUUUUGUGGAAUUGCAUGGGUAGCAUUUAGUGAGGCCAGGAGAAAGGGGAUGAGUUCUAUAUCUGCUUAUUAGUUUCAUAAACUACUUAUAAAGGUUUUAAUGGAUUUUUUUUAAAGAUUUUUUUUUAAAAGGUUAAAAUAAAUAAAACUUCAGUGGCAACAGCUUUAUACUACAGAGGUAGAUGUAUGCAAACAACAUAGGAACCAAAACUUAGAAAUACUAGCGUUGCCAUCAGGAGAUAUUAGAGAGAUAGAAUGUUUAUAUGCAUUUAAUUUUUCAGUAAUAUGAGCAUGAGCUUUCAGGAGUAAAGUCGGGUUGAGGAAUUGCGGCAGAAAGAACCCUAACUGUUCACUGAGGUUGUCUCUAGUUUCUUUCAUAUCUUCCGAAAACACCUCCGAACCCAGUUUCCUUCGAGGGCUUGUGAAGUGGGAUCUCGCUGUGGAGCACCUAGAGCUGGGCUCCGUGGCCCCCUGUCUAGACAUUGCUCCUGCCCUGCCUCCCCAGGGGACUUGGACAGACGGAAGUGUCCGGUCUGGGGCCGCCAGGAGCUACCUCCAGUGCUCGGGGCCGUUCACAGAUCAAGCAGGAAGUGAUCGGAUGGACUUUCGGCAUUGAAGGAGACCAGUGGAGGGUCAUGUUGUCAUCGUGCAGUUUCUCUGCCUGGGUUUUACUAGGUCACUGGGGAAUGCGAUCCGCUUACCUCUGUGAAGCAGGUGAGCAGCUCAGAUGGCCAGUCGGCGUGGGCUCCUGGUGGGAGCUGACUGACGGGGUCUCUGGGCGGCCCGGGGAGGGUGCUGCGUGAAUUCAGCGUGGCUUCAGCGGGCCUUGCCUGGGCCUGACUCCUCCUCUGGGUGGGUGCGUAGCUCCUUUCACCCCCUCCCCCCCUGCCUUUUUUUGGUUUUCUUUUACCUCAAAGGCGCUGUCUGUCUGUCGCAAACCUGUAGACAGCCUGCUGCCAUUUUGUCUGUCUGCGAGUCUCCGUAUCCGCCCCUCACUCAUCUCAGCUUUCAGAGCAGGUUUUGCUGAACCCCAGGGCCUUCAGACCGUUGUUCGGGGCCAUUUCAGAGUGGUACUUUCUACAAGGUCUGCUUCCCUGGCUCUCGAGCCAAAGAUGCAUUUCCUCUGAUACGGAUGAAAUGAAGCUGUCUGCGGCACUUUUCAUGUCUAGCCAAUCUGCUGUGAGGGGAGAGGGAAAUGGAGGACCCGUCCCACCCAGAGCUUCCUCCGUGGUGUGUACCACCUCAUAGUGCGUACCACAUACACGUACUGGGCCCGGCAGACUCCCCGGACCUGUUCUGUCCCGAGGUGAGAGGCCCGGUGAAAACCCCAGGUUCCCAGCUCCUCCUUCUAAGAAGUCAAUUUCUGGAGUCUUUCUUGCUCUGUCCUGGCUAGGGCUACUUUUUUAACUUGAUUAAAGCACUUAAUCAAGCCUUGCAAAAUUACUCGAGAAAAGGCUGGUGCCAGUGAAAAAUGCAUUUCAACAGAAGUAUGGUCUGCUUGUGAUUGUAUUUUAAGCCGGAUGUACCUGUGGUCCAAGACUUCCGCCAUGCGCUGAUGGAAUGGCUGGUCUGCCCCAGUCCCCCGCAUGUCCGCAUCCAGCUCACUGCUGCCAGCCAUCUGUGACAGAGCACCUGAGCCCCGCCAUGAACUUCACCUGUGGCCUGAGCCCCUGCAAGGUCCUUGUGCCCCGCGGAGAGAUCCUGGGGUGGGAUCUUCCCACUGGGGGCCCUGUGGUUGGUUUCCCAGAUGGAAGGGGCCUCGGCCUUCCUUCUUCCUUCCCAGCAUCCUUCACCAAAACUGAACUCCGUGAGGAGGAGAAUGCCUGAGUCCGACUUCGAGCCUCGUUGUUCUCUUGCUGGUGUCAGAGUGCUGGCGAGCGCCGUCUCCUUCAGCGUGUCUGCCCUGGGAGCACCAGGGGCCCUCACAGGCUCAGGAACCCGCUCUUCCCCCUCCCCCCCAAUUGCACUAUACUUGUUCUAGCUUCAGUCUGGAGAUAUCUAAGACCUCCAUGGGGUCAUGAUUCAUAGACUUAGCGAGUCUUGCCUUAUACCUAUGGAGCGUGUCGGGGAGAGACGAGGCUGUUGUCUCAUGUCCAUAGUUCAUUCCCUCUGUGUUGUUAAUUUCCUCAGAUUGUGUUAAUAUGAACCAUUUUAUUUUUUAUGUACCAAAGUACUGUACUCGGCUAUUUGCAGUGUUUUAAAAACCAAACGUUUCUUUCUUUCUUUCUUUCUUUCUUUCUUUCUUUCUUUCUUUCUUUCUUUCUUUCUUUCUUUCUUUCUUUCUUUCUUUCUUUCUUUCUUUCUUUCUUUUUGUCUGUUUUUAAUCUUCAAUACUUGGUGCAAUAGAAGCUGCAAAGAUGUGCCACUUUAUCUAUG